GUUAUCUUAAGUUCUUAACAAAUAAAAUGCAGUGCCCUGUGCCCAAAUAUUUAUAAUUUUAUACCUGAUUCCUGAACCUCAGAACCUGAUACGGUGAGGUGGGGUGAGCAGUUGAGACUUGAGAGAGGCGGAGAGCAGAGAAUCAGAGAGAGGCUGAGGCGGUUCAGCUGGAGACUGGAGACUAGGGAGAGGCGGAGAGCAGAGAGUAGAGAGAAAGGUUUCAAAGUUAUGAACUGGAUACAGCGCAAGAUCUAUCUUUACAAUGUCACUUUUGGGCUCUACAUGUUGGAUUGGUGGGAGCGUUAUCUUUUCAAUACGUUGGUGAUUGUCUUGAUGUGGUUCGUUCUUUACAAUGGAUCACGAUAUGUGACUGAGUUCUGCAAGAGUUAUUAUAUGUGUUGACUAUCUUUCAUGCAUUAUGUAAGUUUUUGCAUAUCAAAUGUUAUGAUUGGGGAUUUGGAGAUCAUAGAGCUCAUGUCUGAUUCAGCAUGGUUAAUAUAUACACUGUCUUUUUUAUAAUAACUUUGUUGCUAUUUAAAAUUGAAUUUUGGUUGGUUCAGAAGAAAGAAAAAAUGAUAAAAGCUAGCCUGGAGAAGCUUGCCAGUUAUUUAAUGGCAAUAUGUGAAAAUUCGCCCACCACUUAAUGUUCCUGGCAUUGCCUUAGACAAGUAAAUUAUUUGAUAGUGUCGAAUUUUGCUCCAUAAGGGAGUUUCAGAAUCUCAGUUCAUUUCAGUUUUUGUAAUUUUUGACUCAGUCUAAUUCACAGAUGACUCUUCUGGAUAUGUAUUUUCUUUCAAAUGUCAGGAGAAAAUCUCUCUGAAUAGCACUGUUUUGCACAAUUAUCAAUGUAGCAGAUACUAAAUGAUAAAGGAUCAGCUAAUAAAAGAAGAAACGGAGUGGGGGAGGGGGAGGGUGUUCUCGGGCUAAUGUUCACUGUACUGUGGCGAGUUAUUGUUCCCUGCAUUGAAUUUAGUGAAUCAAAUCCUUAAAAUGUUUGUGGCUGUAUGCUAGGUGGGGUUGGCAUAUUGAACCUGAUUGGCAGAAUUCAGUGGCAGG
Molecule: messenger RNA, 1056 nt
Organism: Quercus robur (English oak)
Lineage: Eukaryota; Viridiplantae; Streptophyta; Magnoliopsida; Fagales; Fagaceae
Exons: 4
Coding region: 229-402 (57 amino acids)
Source: RefSeq, a predicted model, not a curated record